Messenger RNA from Henningerozyma blattae CBS 6284, 939 nucleotides. RefSeq names its product Kti12p (gene KTI12). The record is from RefSeq and is a predicted model, not a curated record. The transcript has a single exon. NCBI's taxonomy places the organism in Eukaryota, Fungi, Ascomycota, Saccharomycetes, Saccharomycetales, Saccharomycetaceae. Bases 1 to 939 code for a protein of 312 amino acids.
AUGCCACUGAUUUUAUUUACAGGAUUUCCAAGUAGUGGUAAAAGUACUAAAGCCCAAGAGUUAAUCGGCUUACUAAAUGAGCAUAUCGAAAAAACAGCAUCAAUAAAAGAUAAAAACUAUAAAAUCAUUUACCAUAAUGAUGAAACGUUAGGUAUUAACCAUGAAGAUUAUAUCACUUCUACGUCAGAAAGAAAAUUACGUUCCGAAAUUAUGUCUGUAGUAAAGAGGGAUUUAUCGCGUAAUAAUAUUGUGAUUAUUGAUUCUUUAAAUUACAUUAAAGGAUUUCGUUAUCAACUGCAUUGUGAAGUUAAAAAUGUGUCAACAACUUUUUGUUUAAUACACGUUAUGUGUCCCUUAGAUACUAUUAACGAUUGGAAUAAAAAAUCGAAACUACCUUGGGAUACUGAACUAUUAAACCAAUUAAUUCAAAGAUAUGAGGAGCCUAACGGUAACAAUCGCUGGGAUUCUCCAUUAUUUCCCAUAAUGGCCACUCAAGAUUCUAUCGGUGAUUUUUUUGAAGAUAUAACAAGAGCAGUAUUCAACAAUGGUAAAUCUUCUGAUGGCAGAGAUCCGUUAAUUAAAUCUUUUCAAAAAUCAAAUGCAGUAUCUAUACUUAAGCCUGCAUCAAAUUCAAAUUACAUUCAGUUACUAGAUUCUCAAACUUCAAAGGUUAUUAAAAUUAUUACUGAUUAUAUAAAAAUGAAAAAGUCUAUUGGAGAAACGACAUUUGGUGGUCGAAUAAUUGUUAGUGAGGUUAGUGAUAUUAACGAUGAGAGAUGUGCUUUCGUAGAUCUACCAUAUACAAACAGCAUUAGUUUACCAAUGCUGCAAAGGAUGAAAAGGCAGUUUGUUAAGUUGAAUAAAUUGAGAUCCAUAGAUAAUGAUAGAAUAGUAACAUUAUUUGCAUCAUAUUUGACAAAACAAUUAAGUGAUUUAUAG